AUAAAGUGGAAGGCAGGGGAAGGCAGAGGAAGGAGGACGGGAGGGAGAACCGUUAGCCGUUAGCCGUUAGCCUCCUUCUACUCCUCCUCCUUCUUCUUCAUUGCGUGAACGUUGUUGUUGUGUUUGUCUCGUGCCCUCCUGUCCUGUCCUGUCCUCCCCUGUCCUCUUCUUCUCCUCUCCUCUCAUCUGUCCUCUUCCUUCUUCUCCUACACUUUCUCCCGAUGAGUUCCUAUUUUGUCAACUCCUCUUUCCCGGUGUCGCUACCGGGAACGGGUGGAGGAGGGCAGGCGGCGGAGUCGUUCCUGGGUCAGAUCCCGCUCUAUUCGUCGGGAUACGCCGCCGACCACCCGCUCAGGCACUACCCGGCAGCAGCCGUUUCCGCUGCCGCGGCCGUGGCUUACGGCGCGAGCGGCGGCGUGCACCAGGAGAAACCGUAUUCUGCAUCCUCCUACUACCAACAGGCGGCGAACGGAGCGUACGGCGGGCACCGGGCAGGGGCAGGGGUCGGCGUAGGGGGCGCAACCGGAGCCGGUGCCUGCGACUACGCCACGGCGGCGGCAGCAGCGGCGGCUGCAGCUGCUGCCACAAGCUUCUACCGGGACAAGGAGCACCCGUGCAGCCUGGAAGAGCACCAGCUCGCGCUGAGCCAGGACGGCUUGCACCGUAAAGCGGAGUGCGCGGGGCUGAGUGGGAAAGUGCUGUUUGGAGAAACGCUGGACGACAAGCAAUCGGCGUCAACCCCAAUUUAUCCGUGGAUGCAGCGGAUGAACGCGUGCAACGGGACAUUCGGCAGCCCCGGGAGGCGGGGGCGACAGACGUACACGCGCUACCAGACCCUCGAGCUGGAGAAGGAGUUCCACUUCAACCGGUACCUCACGCGGCGGCGACGGAUCGAAAUCGCGCACGCGCUCUGCCUCACGGAGCGACAGAUCAAGAUCUGGUUCCAGAACCGGAGGAUGAAGUGGAAGAAGGAGAACAAGCUGAUCAACUCCUCUUCUUCCUCGACGUCCUCCUCGUCCUCCUCCUCGUCCUCCACAGCGAACGGUGCAGAGGAAGAGGAGAAACGGGCAGAGUGAAAGAGGAGAAACAAACUGAUGUAAGACACAGAAAAGAGGAAGAGGAGGAUGAAAGAAAAGACAUGCUUGUUAAUCCCUUCCCCUCCCCGUCUCAAAGUUCGUCCAGGCGUUUGCCUGGUCUGAAAACUCUGGGAAAAAGUAGCCUACAUUUUAUUUUUAUUUUUUACAGGAGCAGAAGUUAAACAUGUAGCCUACUAGAGAAAAAAGAGGGAGAAGAAGACUCUUUUUGAUCCCUCGAAUAUCGCCACCCACCAAAAAUCCAAAUGUUUCUAUAGGCUAUUUGCCUUUUUGUCUGGUCUGAAAAUUAAGAAAUAAUUUGUAAAAGACUCUUGAGAGAGAACAGUUUGACUGUGGAAAAAACAUAUACACUUAAUAGGCUAGAUGGUGGUGGCAUCCAACGUGUAGGCUUAAAAGAAAUAAGUAACGCGCCACCCAACGGCCACAAACUGUUUAAAGACCCAAUUUCUUGUUGCAUUCCAAGAAACCACCUAAAAUCGUAGUUUUUAUUUUUGUCAAAUGUACUUCCUGUCUGGCAGGCACUUGUUCUGAAGCUUUAGGACUCGACUCCGGGCUGUUCUCCCCCCGAUGUAUUUUUUUUCCUGAUUUUGUUAACGUGUUGUGUGCAUUAUAACUUCAAUUGAAAGCGCUCACACACACCACAAUGUGGGGAGGAGAGCACUUGGAGAAGUGUAUGUAUGUCUUAUGGUGUUCAUAUUUAAACUGUAUAGAAAUAAGCAAA
This is a messenger RNA of Micropterus dolomieu (smallmouth bass), 1815 nucleotides long. It is a transcript of the gene hoxb6a, whose product is annotated as homeobox B6a. The transcript has 2 exons. The record is from RefSeq and is a predicted model, not a curated record. Gene Ontology annotation, biological process: anterior/posterior pattern specification; regulation of transcription by RNA polymerase II. Gene Ontology annotation, molecular function: DNA-binding transcription factor activity, RNA polymerase II-specific; RNA polymerase II cis-regulatory region sequence-specific DNA binding. The coding region runs from base 222 to 1076 and encodes 284 amino acids. NCBI's taxonomy places the organism in Eukaryota, Metazoa, Chordata, Actinopteri, Centrarchiformes, Centrarchidae. Gene Ontology annotation, cellular component: nucleus.